Molecule: messenger RNA, 1907 nt
Organism: Neoarius graeffei (lesser salmon catfish)
Lineage: Eukaryota; Metazoa; Chordata; Actinopteri; Siluriformes; Ariidae
Gene: spred2b
Product: sprouty related EVH1 domain containing 2b
Exons: 6
Coding region: 434-1687 (417 amino acids)
Biological process (GO): negative regulation of MAPK cascade; multicellular organism development
Cellular component (GO): membrane
Molecular function (GO): protein kinase binding
Source: RefSeq, a predicted model, not a curated record
UGUGUCUGCUCGCCUUCUCUGCCGCACAAUCCAACAUGGAGUAAUGAGAGAUGGGGCUCGGACGGGGCCACCCUCAGCAACAUCCAGCGCGCACUGAGCACCACUGCGGAGGACAUGCACAGGCUCCACAACAAACCACACGGGGACAGUUCUGAAUAGCAGCCGAGGCUUGUUGAGUCGCGUCUGCGGAUCUGGUGUCCUUCACCGUUUUCAUCAGCAACUGGUUCGCUCCGGAGGAGAAAAUAAAAAGAGCCAUCAGGAACCGGAGGGACGAAGAGAACAAAAACAAACCGAAUACAGAGAGGGCGAGACAAGAGACACUAGUAGUGCGAUAUGUGAGGGAUUUAUUUUAGGGGGGAAAGAGCGGAAAGAAAAAAUGACGAGCGAAAAGAGUGCACCCGCAGCGGGAUUUUGUGCGAGGUGAAACGAGAAAAUGAUUGAAGAAACACACCCAAACGAUGACAGUUACAUCGUACGCGUCAAAGCGGUGGUAAUGACCCGGGAUGACUCGAGUGGGGGUUGGUUAGCACAGGAGGGUGGAGGGCUCAGCCGAGUCGGUGUCUGCAAGGUGGCACCUGCUGAGCUGAGCGGCCACAGCGACUUUCUCAUCCAUGGAGAGCGCCUCAAAGACAAACAGGUGGUCCUGGAAUGUUUUGUGAGGAAAGAUCUUAUCUACACCAAGGCCACGCCUACGUUUCAUCACUGGAAGGUUGACAACAAAAAGUGUGGCCUCACGUUCCAGAGUCCUGCUGAUGCCCGCGCUUUUGACCGAGGGGUACGGAAAGCCCUGGAGGACAUAACGGAAGGUUCCACAACUUCCUCUUCAACACUCCAGAAUGAAGCUGAACUAGGAGACGAUGAUGUUUUCACAACCGCCACUGACAGCUCAUCCAACUCAUCCCAGAAAAAGGAGCAGGUCAUGCAGCCAUUGACCACACCCACCUUCUAUGAACCACACCGGCAUCACCAUCACUACAUUCUGGGUCACUUCCAUGAGCAGUACAGGACCUCAGAGCGCUACUUUCUGGACCAGGCAGCCCCCAGGUUGGCACGGCGUGUCAGCUUCCUAGAUGAGGAGGAUGAUAUAGUUCGCAUAAACCCACGUGAGCGUACUUGGCUCUCAGGCUAUGAGGACUACCGUCAUGCACCUGCGCGUGCUCAGGGUUUCGACUCGUACGUUCACUUCGCCAAGGGUGAUACACCAGCCAAGCAUGACUACAGCUAUCCGUAUGCACCGGGCUCGGAGCUGAACAAGGGCCCUCGCCGAGGCUCUGGGGGUGGAGCUGUGGUUUCUCAGCCAAUCAGCUUCAAACACAAGGAGGAUGAGGAAGAGGGUUUGGGUGGGGGCCGACAUUGCGUCUACUGCGGCGUUUUUUUCCGGCGUGAGGAGAACGGCCGUGGCCGCUGCCCUGAUGCUCCGGACCCAGCACGCUCGUGCAUCCGACGCUUCAGCUGCAUGUGGUGUGCAGACAGCCUGCUCUACCACUGCAUGUCAGAUCCGGAGGGCGAUUACUCUGAUCCCUGCUCAUGCGACACAGCUGAUGAACGUUUUUGCUUGCGCUGGCUUGCCCUACUCGGCCUUGCACUGCUCGCGCCCUGCCUCUGCUGCUACCCGCCACUGCAUGCCUGUCAUCGAUGUGCCGUGGCUUGUGGCUGCUGUGGUGGGAAGCACAAGGCCACUGCAUGACCCCUGACACUGAUCCCACCUGAAAUAUCACAUAUUGAACACACCAAGAUAAAUAGCGACAUCAAGGAAAGCAACAGGAGGCAGGAAGAACGUUCAUCAUGGUUUUUUUGUUUGUUUGUUUCUUUCUUUUUUAGUCUAUCUCAGUUCCUACUCCAAAUAGACAAUAAGUACAAAAAAAUGGUGCAUUUAACUGGCUUGAAUAAUUUUCUUCUUUUUUUUA